Molecule: messenger RNA, 2877 nt
Organism: Talaromyces marneffei
Lineage: Eukaryota; Fungi; Ascomycota; Eurotiomycetes; Eurotiales; Trichocomaceae
Exons: 8
Coding region: 1-2877 (958 amino acids)
Source: RefSeq, a predicted model, not a curated record
AUGUCUCGCUUUCGAGACAUUCGCCUCAGCAUCUCCAAAUCGAAGUCAAGUGCACAGAGUACACGAGUGCCCGCAGUACACCACGAGGAAUGGUCUCCGAUCGCGAAUAGCAGAGAGUCCCUGCAACGAGCACUCGAGGACAUGUAUUGGGAGGGUGUCCGAGAUGAGCUAGAAAACAUCAUUCGCCCUCUAGCUAUAUGGCAGCAACCGGAGUUUGCCGACGUCUUAGUGCCAGAUGAAAAUGAUGAUUUUAUUCAUGGAUUCGACACCUUUGUGGACCAGGUUAGCCAACAUGCAAGAGAACAUGCGAUCAGAUAUAACAAAAAACGCAUCGAGAAUAUGGACCUGUCUCGAAAGUUGAUCGAUGCACCACCGCCGAGCUACAUGAAGUCCCUGAAUGACGCUGCAACGGACCGGAGGGCCGAGUCUAUCAGCUCAAAGAUCAAAUCAGCCGUGCGCCAAACUAUGGAGGAUAUGCCGAGUUUUACUGGAAUAGAAAAGCGAGCGUGGGUGUUGCUCCAGGCAGCCGGAUUUCUUGAUAUUGAAAAGCUAAUAGAAGACCGACCAGCAACCAAGAAGCAGAAACGACCGGUUGUUCCACAACUGGACUUCUCCAAGGGCAGGCCUCUUGACUUCUAUCCCAUGCAUUGCGCCAAUGCUCAUUGCAACGCCAUAAUCACUGGAAGCAUGUUCAAAUCUGACGAUCCUAAGGAGCCCCGUGUCGUAUGUGAAGAUUGCUACUUCCGCUUUUUCUACGGCAAGGAUUCCUAUGUCAAACAGUACAAGCAUUCCAUCCUGCCCGAGGCGAUCACUCCAGAGGAAAGCCGGAGGAUGUGUCCUUGCUACUCGGUCCCUCAUUUCAAUGGUGAUAAGCCACUGGCACUAUUUCCGGUACCCUGGGAUGCUCGGCAUCAAAAAUACACAACAUCUAGUAAGAAAUGUGAGCUAGACGCCCUCGAUGACCUUGUCGCAAUUUCAAAGUACAAGGCAUUGCGUAAAGCAGCAGGUAUCAAAGAAACCAAGAGGGAAAGAAACCCGAACUCGGUUGUCGAUGCAACUAUGAAGCUUCAACACCGCCAACCUCAAGCAGAGAAAUCGAGCUCGAAUCAAAAUUUGCAUUCCCUGGCGAUUCUGGACAAAAUAGUCACCGACCCGCAAGAGGACCCGGAUGUUCCAGCAUUUUUCAAAGCACAUGUUGAUAAGGAUCCAUUUGCUAAUGUGCACGUGAGACUCCGUGUUGGACCCUUGAUUAUUAGGAACGAUAUAUCGCUUACUGAGGACGGCGCGCUUAUCACAUUGCGGGAAACGCCCGUUUUUCAUCAACGUCUAGGCAUCUCUGGCAACGAAAAGCGAUGCCUUCUAGUCACAGGCUCCGAGGACCAAAAUGUUUGGCAAUUUGUUCAACCUGCCCGGCAUCUGACGAACUACAAGGCUGUCAUGAAACAAGUUGUCGGCGCGCCUUUCAGCGGUCUUUUACCACAAGACCCUGAGCGUGCGUUAGUCUGCGACAUUCUUGAUGCAAGUCAAUCGCUAUCUAGCACGGGGGCAGACCUCGGACAGUCAUUUGAUAAGUUACUCGGGAGUCUCAGGAACAUAAUGGGUAGCCGCGUGCAGAUAUAUAUUGAUAGCAUAGCGGAACGACUAUUGAAUCCAGCGACACGUCUGGCAAGGAACGCCACGCAGAACAAUUACCAACAUUUUUGCAAUUCACUCAUAGACCAUGACAUUUUCGGGCCUUUGACCAGCGGUUUGGCUUACCCUCUCUACCUUAUGAGCUUCGUCUGCCCAGACGAGGGUUACAUGCGACCGCCAGUUCUAAGCAAGUUCAGCGUCCCAACUGGACUAACACAGGACUACAUUUCCCAGUUCUACUUCGGUCAUUCUACUGUUAAGGACUCCGAAAUUAUUGAUACAUAUCAGGAAUACUGGUACGACUGGGGGGCUUUCGGGGGACCCAUAUACAAGUAUCAAAAUAUCUUUCCGUGGGACUGCACUGAGGCAUACGGUCGAUAUCCAACCUGCUGCGGAGACUGCAAUCUGUCCAAACACGUUCGGGCCUUUCCUUUUGAUUCCUGGUCUAUAGUAUCCCACCACCUAACUCGAGAUCAACACAUGUAUGCGCCGUCCUCACUCUCCGAGCCCAUGGAUACCACAAAACCUACCUCCCAGGCCUGGAUGCGCAAUCGCCUCAACGUGUUGAGUGCGUCAGCAAUACUCUGCCGUGCCGCCGCAGCCAUGGCCAAAACAGAGAUAUUCCGCUCGGCAACAGCUUGGUUAUCACCAUCCUCCAAUCCAGGAUCGGAGCUGCGGUCUCUCGACCCAUCUCUAGCACGCGUCAAGCUAGGCGGCAUCCACCGCGCUCAGCCUUUUAGUCACCUCCUCUUCGAUGACAAGAUAUAUUACAGCAGCUUCUUCAUGGCACACUGGGGAAUUAGGCCUUUACCCCAGCAAAUUGAGGCUUAUGAAAUAGCACGACGAAAGCGUAUCAACCGUGCCGAUAUCGAACUACCACUACUAGCCGAAGACGCAGUCGGUUACACCACCCGAUACAGGAGAGAUUCGAAAGAUACUUCGAACGAUGCAGCCGAGAAGUUUGAGAUUGACAUGGAUGCUGCACUCACCCUCCUUGAUACUGUGUAUAGGCAUGCAGCAGGGUGUGCAGUGGCUUGUGGAGCAACUUGUGCCUCGGGCUGUGGGAAUAGCAGCUGUGGAGGCGUGGUCAGUGCUACCUCCUAUCCUAUAGUGGAGGAGGAGGAGGAGGAGGAGGGGAAAGCAGCUGUGGGGGAGGCAGUGGAGGGAGUAGUAGUUGUGGCAGCAGUUGUGGAUCAGGGUGCAGUAGUUGUGGUAGCUAAUUUCUAUACAGUGGCCGAAUCUUAG